CCCGUCAGGAAGGGACAUAAACAAAACAAACCCGCAGCCGCAUGGAGGGUCCGGGCCCCAGCGCGCCGGGCGGCGCCCCCUGCUGAGCCGCGGCCGCCCGAAAAGUCCACAAAUAGAAGAGCUCCAACAGGGUGAACUGAAGUUAUCCUAAGGAAAAAUUUCAUUGCAUGGAUUGUGUAAACUCACUGAGACUGAAGUAAAGCUGGAAAGGAAUCUACAGGUGAAUAAAACAAGAAGUUUGGAAUUGGAUUUGGGGAAUCUGGGCUUGGAAAUGCCUCAGCCCAGUGUGAGUGGAAUGGACCCUCCUUUUGGGGACGCCUUUCGGAGCCAUGCAUUUUCAGAACAGACUCUGAUGAGCACAGAUCUCUUGGCAAGCAGUUCAGAUCCAGACUUCAUGUAUGAACUGGACAGAGAAAUGGACUAUCAGCAAAGCUCCAGAGACAACUUACUUUCAAUGGAGGACUGCAAAGACCUUGAGAACUUGGAGUCUUUUACGGACAUCCUGGACAAAGAAGCUGCUCUCACGUCAAAGUGGGAGCAGUGGGACACUUACUGUGAAGACUUAACUAAGUACACUAAAUUAACCAGCUGUGACAUCUGGGGAACAAAAGAGGUGGAUUACCUAGGCCUUGAUGACUUUUCAAGUCCAUACCAAGACGAAGAGGUGAUAAGCAAAACACCAACCCUGGCUCAGCUUAACAGUGAGGACUCCCAACCUGUUUCUGAUUCACUCUAUUACCCCGAUUUGCUGUUCAGCGUAAAACAAAACCCGUUAAAUUCUUUCUUACCCGGCAAAAAAAUUGCAACCAGAGCAGCAGCCCCAGUCUGUUCCUCCAAGAACGUUCAGGCUGAGGCACCUUUAUCGGACUGUGUUCAGAAGGCAAGCAAACCUGCAACUCAGCCUGCUUCCAGUACACAAAUCAUGGUGAAGACCAACGUGUACAAUAACGAGAAGGUGAACAUUCAUGUGGAAUGUAAAGACUAUGUUAAAAAGGCAAAAGUAAAGAUCAAUCCUUUGCCACAGAGCAGGCCGGUGCUGAGCCAAACACGUGCUGACACAGCGAAGGAAAACACCUGUUAUUGUGGUGCUGUAGCAAAGAGACAAGAAAGAAAAGGAAUCGAGUCCCCUCACGGUCACAGUACGCCUCCUGUUUUGCCUUUUAAAGAGGCUCAAGAACUGCUCCUCAGUCCACCCCAGGAAACCCCAGGACUUAUUGUGGGGGAGAGCAGUCUUUCUGCCAGCACAUCAGUGUCGGAUUCUUCACAGAAGAAAGAAGAGCACAACUAUUCUCUUUUUGUAACAGACAGCUUGGGUGAGCAGUCAGCCAAAGGAGACCCCGAGGAGGAGGAGGAUGAUGAGGAUGAUAUUGAAGAUGAGGACCAUGACGAGGGAUUUGGCAGUGAGCACGAGCUGUCUGAAAACGAUGAUGAGGAAGAAGAUUACGAGGAUGAUAAAGAUGAUGACAUCAGCGACACCUUCUCAGAACCAGCAGUAAUUCUUAGUGGGUUUUCAAAGGAUGCUGAAUUCCUGUCUUCUGCAUGUAGAAAUGGAGCCUUAACAACAGAAAUGAGAACAAACCUUCAGCUAGAAGGGUAUGAAAAUGAUUCUGUGGAGGAUUUAAAAGAAAUGACUGCAAUAUCCUGUCGGAAAAGAGGCAAGCGAAGAUACUUCUGGGAGUACAGUGAGCAGCUAACCCCAUCGCAACAAGAAAGAAUGCUGAGGCCAUCCGAGUGGAAUCGAGAUACGUUACCCAGUAACAUGUAUCAGAAGAAUGGUCUCCAUCAUGGCAAAUAUGCAGCAAAGAAGUCAAGGAGGACUGAUGUAGAAGACCUGACUCCCAACCCCAGAAAGCUUCUGCAGAUUGGUAAUGAGCUGAGGAAGCUGAAUAAGGUGAUCAGUGACCUGACGCCAGUCAGUGAACUUCCCUUAACUGCCAGACCAAGGUCAAGAAAAGAAAAGAACAAGCUGGCUUCCAGGGCUUGUAGACUAAAAAAGAAAGCCCAGUAUGAAGCCAAUAAAGUAAAACUCUGGGGUCUCAACACGGAAUAUGAUAAUUUACUGUUUGUGAUCAACUCCAUUAAACAAGAAAUAGUUAAUCGGGUGCAGGUACCUAAGGACGACAGAGGAGUCAACAUGGAGCAAAAGCUGAACAUACUUAUUAAAGACACUCUUGGACUCCCUGUAGCUGGACAGACGUCAGAAUUUGUGAAUCAAGUUUUAGAGAAGACUGCAGAAGGAGACCCCACCGGGGGCCUUGUAGGGCUACGAAUACCGAUGGCAAAAGUUUAAGGCAUGACUUCAGCUGUUCUCAUCGGUCAGAUUCUCCCUGUGCUGUCAAGUACUUCGUUGUAAAUCACAUUCUGGUCUGCAUGUCAGUUUAGCAUUACGUAAACACUUACAGUUAGGUUCCGUUGUUUUUAAACUGCAAUGUAGUAACACAAAUCAAAGCAUGAUAUAAAAUGCUGAACAGCAUUUUUUUUUUUUGGACCAUAAACUCCAGAUAGUUUCAAAGCUGCUUUAAGCUUAAAUGCAGAAAUGAGGAUUCUUUUUUAAAUGAAGUUAUAUAGGACCAGAAUAUAUCACUUUUGGUUUAGAAGCAAAAACUUGGGUUUGCUAGUAAAAAUUUUUAGCGUAUGCCAGACAUUGCAACAGGUUUAUGCUCCAAGGAUAAAGAGAGGAAGUGUAUUUUUGGUAAAAGCUGUUGAUUUAGGGAGUAUUUUUUGCUCUUGUUUGUUUUUUUUUAAACAAAUAAUUGGAUUUUCUUUGUUCUUCUUAAAAAACCCAGUAAGCUUUCUUCGCAACCAUUAACUUGUACAUAGCACACGUGGCAGUAGAGCUAGUGUGCCAUAUAAGACUUUUAAUUUUCUGAGCUUAAUAUAGUAUUUAAAUGUCUGUGCAAGCAAGAGAAAAAAAAAACCACAAAAAAGUAUAUUCUUUGUGCCUUGUAUUUUGGGGGGAGAGCUAUCAGUAUAAGCUGGUAAAGUUUUGUAUGAAGAAAACCCUGAGGGGAAAAACCAUGAUGUAUAGAUGGUAAGAUUAUAGGUUUUAAUGUAUUUGUUUCCAGCUCUUAAAAUUUUUGAAUGUAUAUAGGAAUAUGUUGAAAAUGUAGAUAUAUGCCACAGAGUCUAUGUAUUGUAUAAAAGAUGGCUCUAGAAAACUCAAUUUCGGUACUUUGGCCGGAAGAAAACAAAUACUUGCACAUUAAUGCGAUUGUUUAUUUUUGUACCAAAGACAAAUGCAACUGAUAUGGCGAACUGCCAGUCUAAGUAAAGUUUUGCACAGCUUAUAUGAUACUGUACUGAAUGUAACAAAAAAACACAACAAAUGACAAAAAAAAAAAGACAAAAAAAAAGGAAAAAAAUUAAAGGUCAGGGUUAGGGAUCUUACUGAACUGUGAACUUUUUCGUUUGGGUCCAAUUAUCUACAGAAGGAGCAUUCAUACAUAACAAUAUUACUUUGCUGUUCUUGUAGGUCGCUUCCAUGGUAGAUAAGUUGGUGGCCGUCUCAGAGUCUUUAAAUCCUUUUUGGUUUUGGUUUGGUUUUGUUUGUUUGUUUGUUUGUUUUUUCCUCUGCACUUAACUGUAGGAGAUUUUAAUAUAUUUGGAUUUUAGUAAGCUAUUGGUAAAAUAGUUUUUGACUUUGAGAAUUUAAAUGAAAACAACAAAAAACCCCCCCCCACUCCUAUUUAGCUUGUUGUAGUAUACUUCCACCAAACAACCAAAACGAAAUUAUUUUUAUUGUAAUGUGUAUAUAUGUAAAGAGAAAACAUGACAAAACAAAACAAAAAAAGAGCUACAGAUAUCUAAUUCCUUAGUUGCCACUUUUCCAGUCGAUGUAUUAUUAUGCAUGUGAUGUUUCCAAGGAUCAACACAGGCUUCAAACUAAACAGGAAGAAGAAGAAGAAAAAAAAAGUUUAUAGACUUUUAUAUUUUUGUACAGGUAUUUCAAAUCUAGCUUCUUCAGACUUAUAUGUGACUUAUUCUUGUUAAUUCAGUAGUUUCUAUGACCGAGGAAUAUUAACACACAGUUCUUAUUUGCUCUUCUGCUAAUAAGAGUUGGCUUUGUAGUCAGUGUUAACGUACAGAUUAAAAGCUUUAGCCUUUGAUGAGAAAGUCCUUUAUCUCAAGGCAAGAUCAUUCUCUGGUUUCAUGGUUCCCCCUCCCUGUUUCCUCCCUGUUCUUUCUCUCCCUAUUUAAAGAAGACAAAACACUGUUUACUGAAAAUAGAAAUACCAAAUAUUUUCAAAUGUAGCUGCUGAAAAAAUAGAAAUGCAAAAGUCCAUGAAGGCUUUCUCCCCGCUCCCUUUGGGGAAUUUCUCCACUUCAUUUCUAGUUGGUCUGUGUUUGUACUGUGAUUCCUUUUUGUUUAUAAGUAGAUUAUUUUUAUAUCCAAGCUUGUACUAUUAAAAAAAAAACCCCUAUAAGUCUGGAUGGGCAAUAGUGCAGUAAGAGUGGCCGAUGAAGGUGGCAGUGCUGCCACGUGCUUGUGAGUGUGCACACGGCUUACUUUGUGUCUAAAUGUUUUGGAAGACUCAAAAGGGAGGAGGAGGCCAAAAUACCACUACUGAGCUAUACAGAAAGUCUUUUCUUACAAGAGACUGAACGAAUACCCAGGGCAAUUUAAGCAAAACUUUGUAAAUCCACUUCAGACUUGCAAAAUCUUGAGUGGAACGUGGGUGUGUUUGUUUCAGGUGGUGGUGGUAGGGUGAGGUGAGCGUUGGCUGCUGCUUUCCAUGCUGGGUCAGAUGUAUUCCUAUGUCGUUACUGCUGAUGUCGCAGUUAUUUCGGCGAUGUGUAUGGCCCAUAACAAGCAAAACCUGACAAAGAAUGUCUCUUGUGAAGUUCAGGCCAUGCCUGUACCAAGAUUUUGAAUACUGUUGUUCCUUUCUGAUGGGCAACGUUGGGAUAAAGACGCUGCUGGGAUAAGAGAUAGGUCCUUAUGCUAUAUCCAAACCGGCCAGACAAGGCGGCACUGCAAAACGUUGAGAGAGCUUUGGAAUUGGGUAAAAAGCUUUCUGUGACUGAUUAAACUGACACGGUAUUUACAAAAAGAAAAGCCCCAUUUCUACUGCUCAGAAAUCCUGGGCAGAAACAUAACUUUAUAGCUUUUUAUUUCUGUCUGAAAACCAGAAUAUGAUUUUGGUCUAGCAUUUCAAAGCAGACUUUGAAUCUUUAGUGAAUCCCAUACCCCUCGCAUUUCAGUGUUUUCUAUGUAUUAUUUUAAGUUAAAGCUUUUAAAUAGUUGAGCUUUUUAAUGUUGACACUUUAUUUUGUACCUAUUUAUAUGUAUGUAUAUCUUAGAAAAGCACUUUGUUUAAAAAAAAAAAACAACAAAAAAGAUUUAAAAAAGAAGAAGAAGAAAAAAAAAAAAGAAGAAACUGCAUUUUAUAUGAUUCCUGCCACUUGCUGCUAACUCUGGGCUGGUCAGAAUGCUGCAGCGAUACUUGAUAUAAAUAAAACCUGGCAGUAAAAUGUAGAGUAAAAGAUAAGACCUUUUGCUGGUUUAACUUUUAUCAUAAAGGUGACAUAGGCGAGCUGUGCAGCUUUACAUUUUAACCAGGGGACUCUGUGGCAUUUAAACCGUCUAGAAAAAAAAACAAAACAAAUGGUUGUACUUUAAUGCCAGUAACAAUCUGCUUCCUCUAGUGUCAUUAAAAUAUAUACAUUUAGUGUAUACUUAUCACAAACAAAAAACCUUAUAAGGAUGUUAAAAAACAAAAACCCCAACCAAUGUACGUGUUCUGUUUUUUGGCAAUUGUGGCAUGCAUUUUUGGAUGAUCUUUAGAGGAGGGCGUUUUCUAAAGAUCGUUCAGUGUUCAUACAUGGUAUGUGGAUCUUUAAUGAGUCCUGGGGUUUUGUUUGUUUGUUUUUGAGUGUAGGCAUUGUGAAUAUUCACUUUUAAUCCUAUAUCCAAAAACAAGUCUAUGUUUUUGAUUUAACACAAACAAAAGCUCUUCCUUUUUCUGAUACACUGGAUUCUCUAGAGUUUGUUUCCAUGUUAAAAGCAUGCUGUCAUAACUGCUCUUGUUGAGAUCUCGUCAGUCUGAACUUAGGUGCCACACUUUGAAUUGAUGGACUGCUUGUUCUACUGUACCAUGUAUGAUUCUCGUCCUUUCCUACUUCCUUCACGACAGAUGAUGAUGUGGCUUUAUAUUGUGCCUUACUUGUACAUCUAGGACUCAAUGUUUUUCAUUCCCUCUGAACUCUUCAAACCUAAACCCUUCUGAAAUUCAAGCAGAACUGAUAAAAGCAUCCUGAAAAAAGUCCGGAUAGAUCUGAUUUCAGUUUCUCUCGGUAGUAAUCCUUUUGUUUUUAUACGGAAGACCAGUGUUUGAAUGGCCUUGCAAAACGUGGGGGUGUUCGUGAAGGGUGGUUUUUAGCCCAAAACCCCUUUUGCUAAUCCUUUCUUUUAUGGUUUAUUGAACACACUUACUGCUACUUGGCGAGUACUACUUUUGGUUGGUUGGUUGGUGUGGGAUGAGACUUACUACUAAAGCUAUGUUUACGUGUGGAUGGGCUGGAUUUUAUUGAAAUCAUUGUGAUUUAACAAAGUUGCGUUGCUGUAAAGCUGAUGUGAGAGUCAGGCUCAGCUGUGUUCAGUUCCUAAUUCUUUACAGAUGGAUGUUUUUCCGUACUAAGAGGGACAGGGGAAAACAAAAAGUUGUGGGUUUUUUCUUGUUUGUGUUUGGUUGUGGGGUAUUUUUUUUUAAACCCACCCAACCUAAAAAACCCUGAAGUGGAUGAAGGGUAUCUUAAUUAACCUAAAAUCAACUUCUGAAAUGCAGUGGUGUCAGUUUUGUUUUAAAAAGAUCCCCCCCUUAAUAAUUGUCUGAUACUUGCCUUCAUUAAUCAAUCAGUUCGCUCAUUCACAUAAAGACCGGGAUGUGCUUUUUCAUUUCCAUAAAUCAUUUUAACCUCAUUUUUCUUGAUGUUGUUAAAGCUCUAGAAGGCUUUAUCAGGAGAAUUUCAAAGGGUUGUAUACCAGUUGCCUUCAGCAGAAAUAGCAAAUGCAAUUCUGUUCCUCAAACGUGCUUGCUAGUCUUCCUGAAAUUCUGUUGAAGCAUCACCCAAUUAUGUAUCGUGAAUGUUAGGAUCUGUAUUUGGCCUUGAGACCUGAAUUUCAAGAACACGUCUAAUCAUGAUUUUAUUUUAAGUCGGAGGCUUCAGUUGGAAUCAUCGAGUUAAGUGUGCUGCUAGAUGUGGUCUUGGCUUAUUGACACAGCCUUGCACACAGCCGAGGAUUGUUUUGUUUACCCCAGGGAUCGUGCGAAUUACAUUUCAAACAGUUACUGCUUCAGUGGCUGAUUCUUCUUGUUAACUGUAUUAAGGGCAUUAGUAUGUUGAGAAAGCACCACUCUCGAAUUUCUCCCAAUAUCAGUUGGGAUUCUUAAAUGUCAUUAAUGAAAGAUGGCACUUUUAGGUUAUAUCUUCUUUGCGGCAUACAAACAAAUAUCUCUGUCUUUCUACAGACUUGCAUUUCACAAUAUGCCAUCGUUGGUUUUUUUCACCCCCCAAUGCUUCUGGCAUGAUAAGAAGGUGUGUGUGUGCACUGAAUUAUAAUCCUCAGCCUCUUAGACAUUCAUGAACUUCCACAAGAGCAAUACUGACUAUGCAUUUAUUGUCUUUCUAAUGAGCUGUGGAGCUAAAAGUGGAGCCAGUGCUAUUUUAAGCCACUUUUCCUUUUCUUUCUCCAUUAAAAAAAAAACCCUCCAAGCUUUUUUUUAUAACAUCUGUGUUUGGAGUUUUCCUUUAGUUAAGAAUAUUUUGUAGUUGGGUAUCUGUGUAAGUCAAAUCUGUGUGAGUUAACUAGCUGCUGAAAGGAAAAACUUCUGUGUUGGAUUUGAUAUUGGCAAAAGCACACUCCACCCCAUCAAAAUCUUCUGAUUAAAACCUUAGUGGCAGCACUUAGUUUUAUUAUAAUGAUGGAUAUUCAUACCUUCUGAUUUGAAUUGUCUGUCCUCCAGAAUAUUUUGUCCAAGUAAAACUUUAUUGCUCAGUAUUUGUGGUUGGGUGAACUCUUAAGGCUGAUGGCACAUGCGGACGUAGGUGGUUGACAGACAAAAGCAAAGCAUUUGUGGUAACCUGCCUAUGCUUGGGGUCAUGAUUGUAAUGCUGUCCUUGAUACUCUGUAAUCAACUUCCAACUGGAGCUCAGAUGAAAGUCUUGUCUCUGUUAGAAAAUAAAGUUACCUUGUUAAAAGCAUGAUGUUAAGAGUUGCAAUGUUUAAUGUUGGUUAAUAGUUGUGCAGUUUUUAUUUUUUUGAAAAGAGGCACAAUUAAACUAUUGACUUUGUUUACUCUGUCACCCUUGAUCCCUUAGCACUUCUAUUCAGAUACAGAUUCAUCAAUGUAUGCAACAUCCUUUGUAAUUUAAAAUAAAAAUUGUGGAGGAAAUGCUGUCUGGAAUCGUUGUUUGGAGUGAUAACGAACUGUGUGUCAAGCAAA
Molecule: messenger RNA, 8444 nt
Organism: Colius striatus (speckled mousebird)
Lineage: Eukaryota; Metazoa; Chordata; Aves; Coliiformes; Coliidae
Gene: CREBRF
Product: CREB3 regulatory factor
Exons: 10
Coding region: 272-2290 (672 amino acids)
Biological process (GO): response to unfolded protein; regulation of transcription by RNA polymerase II
Cellular component (GO): nucleus
Molecular function (GO): DNA-binding transcription factor activity, RNA polymerase II-specific; RNA polymerase II transcription regulatory region sequence-specific DNA binding
Source: RefSeq, a predicted model, not a curated record